UACACCUCCGUACGCGUGUGUAAUAUCCUUCUCAACAAACCAUCUGUUUCAAGUGUCAGGCCGAUGAGAGCGUUUCAUGCGACUGUUGUCUAAAGCUGAGUCGCGCAAACUGUGGCGGCAGCUUCUUAGUGGCCGGCGAUUUCUUAAAGAAGUAAUCUCAACACUCCUAUCCUGUUGUGCCAACAGGUAAAGUAUCUGCUGUAGAGCUUUCGGUACAGAGCGCCUGCCAGGAUGAUUCUGGCGACAUUAAAAGGCAUCGGGAAGCAGCUGCUGCGGGUGAAGGUUGUGGACUGUAACACAGACGAGUCCCGCUUGUGUCGAUGCCUCAACACGUUCGACUUGGUGGCCCUGGGUGUUGGCAGUACGCUAGGCGCUGGCGUCUAUGUGCUCGCUGGUGCCGUAGCCCGGAGCAGCUCUGGGCCUGCCAUCGUCCUCUCCUUCCUCAUUGCUGCCCUGGCUUCUGUCCUGGCCGGUCUGUGCUACGCCGAGUUUGGAGCCCGUGUUCCCAAAACUGGCUCGGCUUACCUCUAUAGCUAUGUGACGGUCGGAGAACUGUGGGCCUUUAUCACGGGCUGGAACCUCAUCCUCUCUUAUGUCAUUGGAACUUCAAGUGUGGCCAGAGCAUGGAGCGCAACCUUUGAUGAGCUGAUUGGAAAGCAUAUUGAGGAAUUUUGCAGACGGUACAUGACUAUGAACGCCCCGGGUGUCCUGGCAGAGUACCCAGACAUAUUUGCUGUCUUCAUCAUACUCACUCUGACAGGACUGCUUGUAUUUGGAGUGAAGGAGUCAGCAUUGGUAAAUAAAGUAUUCACCUGCAUCAAUAUACUGGUGCUGCUCUUUGUGAUCAUCUCUGGAUUGGUCAAAGGAAACCUGAAAAACUGGAGCUUGAACCCUGAAGAAAUCCUCAAUGCCACCACCAACUCCAGCCUCAAUGUGUCGGAUUCCUUACCAUCAAAGGAAAGUCUUGGUGAAGGCGGCUUCAUGCCUUUUGGGUUUUCUGGCGUCCUUUCUGGUGCCGCCACCUGUUUUUAUGCCUUCGUAGGGUUUGACUGCAUCGCCACUACGGGAGAAGAAGUGAAGAAUCCCCAGAGGGCCAUUCCUGUUGGGAUUGUGGCCUCGCUCCUUAUCUGUUUUGUGGCAUACUUCGGCGUGUCCGCAGCCCUCACCGUCAUGAUGCCUUACUACAUGCUGGACAAGAACAGUCCUCUGCCGGUGGCCUUUUACUAUGUGGGCUGGGAGGGAGCCACUUAUGCAGUGGCCGUUGGCUCUUUAUGCGCCUUGUCGACCAGUUUACUAGGCUCCAUGUUCCCAAUGCCCAGAGUGAUCUGGGCCAUGGCAGAAGAUGGCCUUCUCUUCAAAUGUUUGGCUAAAAUCAGCCCACGAACCAAAGCCCCUCUAACAGCUACAGUAACAUCAGGUGUUGUGGCAGCUGUGAUGGCGUUCCUCUUUGACUUGAAAGACCUGGUUGACCUCAUGUCCAUUGGCACCUUGCUGGCCUACACUCUGGUUGCUGCCUGUGUGCUGGUCCUCAGGUACCAGCCUGAACAGCCCAACGUGGCGUAUGAGAUGGCCAACACUCAGGACGAGCCCGAAAUCGUCGAGACUUACAGCGAGGGGAACACCGACAUGCUACCACAGCCGGAGGAUCGCUUCACCUUGAAGAAUCUCCUGUUCCCUUCAAACACAGAGCCGUCCCCGCUGUCUGGCUUUGCUGUCAACAUUUGCACUAGUAUACUUGGUGUUCUGGUGUGUGUCUUCAGUGUUGUAGCUGUUCAAGGAGGGCUGGCAACCUGGUCACUGAGCGUCCUCAGUGUUAUCAUGCUGGUCUGUCUGAUUCUCACCUUCAUUGUGUGCAGACAGCCACAGAGCAAGACCAAGCUCGCCUUCAAGGUUCCCCUGCUGCCCUUUAUCCCAGUCAUUAGUAUGUUUGUCAACGUGUACCUGAUGAUGCAGCUCGACAGAGGGACCUGGCUGCGCUUCACCAUCUGGAUGGCCUUAGGUUUCAUCAUCUACUUCGGCUACGGAAUCCGAAACAGCGCGGAGGCAGUGUUGACCAGUUCUGACGCCUACCCGCCAAACUGCACAAUAAAAGGAGAGCCGAUGGGCACAGAGAAGCAGGCCUUCUUCCACAACACACAGAACGCCACCGGAGACGACGACGACGACGACGAAGAUUCCUGAGGAAACGGGAGGUUCACUAAUCCACUCUGGCUCCAAACAUCGACGUGUCAAACUCUCAGAAAUAGCUACAAAUCCAGGGGAUAUACAGUAUGGAGACCUAAUAUGCACCUGUUCCCUCAGAGCUUUGAGUUGAUUCCUAAUUCCAACCAAAUAUAGUGUUUAAUUUGGUAAAAGACAAAAAAAAGAUAAAAAAAAAAAAAAGAGAGAGACAAGAUGAAUCUCCAUACGUCUGAAAACCAAGAUUUUAGCUCAAAAAACAAAUCAAGCUGUGGAGAGCAACCAAAGGCAAAACCACAGGUAUGACGUUUUUUCAAGGUAUGUACAAGCUGUACAGUACAAAUAAUCUUUUAAAUUUAAAACUUUAUUUUGGUUGCUUAAUCCACAGUAUAUCAGAAUGAUAUGAUGAUCCCCAUUCUUUUUUUUUUUUUUAAAUAACUUAUUUGAACUUGAACUUUUUGAGAGUUCAGCUUAUGUUACUGCUCUCCCUCCUUGAAAUUGCUCAACAUUUCUGCAUGUUGGCUGUUUACACAAAAGACCUUAAAUGAAUUACAAAAGCUUUUUAAUGAAAUUAGGCUCAUCUUUUCCUUUGGCAAAUUUGCUCGCGUUUGGCAGAUGUCCUGGUAAAUGUUUGUCACUCGUCUUGCUGCAUUAGUAGGCACAGUGCCGGCUACUGUGUCCAAAUCCCAUGAAAGAUUAUUUUUUAAAUCCGUAUUCUUUUAUUUCACACUUUAAUUAAUUGCAUUAAUUAAGAAUCAGCAAUUAAUAAUCCUCAAACAUAGCUGAGAAUCUCACUGUAUCUUGAGUGGCUUUUGUGAGACACCGCACAGUUGUAGAUUUGCCUUAGAGGUACAACGGUGUGUGGAAACAAUGCAUUUUGUUACUGAGGAAAGAUAUAGACAGCUGUACCUAUUUUAUACAUUGACUAUUUAGCAGAGAAAAACACAACAUAGUGUUAUAUAUAAUCUGGUACACUACUUUCUUAUCGAUAUACUGUAUCUCUCCCACUCUCUGUGAAAGGGUUGAUGUUACUGGGAUUUGUCUUUGAGCUGAUUGAGGGUUUCCUCAUGGCAGACAUUCACCACACACACCAGUGUUGUCUCCAUCAGGGAAUUGCACUUUUUUUAACCAGUUUAAAAAAAAAAAAAAAA
This is a messenger RNA of Seriola dumerili (greater amberjack), 3329 nucleotides long. Its product is annotated as high affinity cationic amino acid transporter 1-like. The transcript is spliced from 12 exons. Gene Ontology annotation, cellular component: plasma membrane. Lineage: Eukaryota; Metazoa; Chordata; Actinopteri; Carangiformes; Carangidae. Gene Ontology annotation, molecular function: amino acid transmembrane transporter activity. Bases 232 to 2181 code for a protein of 649 amino acids. The record is from RefSeq and is a predicted model, not a curated record. Gene Ontology annotation, biological process: transmembrane transport; amino acid transport.